CAGCAUUCGUCUACACAGGAAACCCAGUGUUCACGCUCUGCUUCAUGGCUGCGUUACUAUGCUCGCGGCUUAGUUAGCGUACGUAUGUAGAGCUGCUCACAUUACAUUGGUCGGCAGAGUAGGAGGGGACGCUGCUCUGCUGCUGUCCAGCUCUGUGCUGUGCUACACGGCUGCUCUCAGGACACAGGACUCCGUGUUCCUGUGUUAUGGUCUGUGUAGCGAUUACAUGCGUGACGUGUUGUCGGAAGAGAAGAGAGGAGAAGCGGAGCAGGUCAAGUUCAGACGCGUCCUCGACGCGCCUUUAAUGCGAACACUAGCAGCGCUGCUUUCAAUGUGUUUCACUAUCAUUUUCAGACACUGUCGGUGGUUUCUGUAGCAGCUGAAGCUUGAGACAUGGAGGCACCAGCGGCGGGAGAAGAGUGCAGGCACACGGAGAGCUGCUUUGACAGGACGUGCUCGGCUCUGACUCUGGACGACGUGUACGAAAUAGCCAAAGUGAUCGGCGCUGAGGUGGAGAAACUUAUCGACGGCUACGGGAAAGAGAGCGUGCUGGGACUGGUGCCGAGGAUAGUGAAGGUGUUGGAGCUACUGGAGAGCUUCGUGUCGAGGAACCACACUCACAAUCUGAGGGAAGAGGAGCUGCUCAAGACCUUUGAGGCCAUUCAGGUCCAACAGCAGAAGAAGCGAGGAGGGAAAGAAGGCGAGGACCAGAACAGCGACAGGAACCAAACACGGCAGGAGCUGCAGCAGAAAGAGGAGCAGUGGAGGAGGAGGUGUGAGGAGCUGCAGAUCCAAGUGCAGCAGCUCCAGGAGGACAAAGAGGAGCUGCACAGCAGGCUGAAAGGCAGCCAUGCGCAGGGAGACCGUGACCAGCGGCAGGAGCGGGAGGUGAUGCUCAAGCUGAAGCAGGUGGUGGACAAGCAGAGAGAUGAGCUGAGGGCCAAGGUCCAGGAGAUCACCACCAUCUCCAAAGAGGUGGAGGCGCUCCAGGAGCAGCUGGACCGCUUCAUGAAGAUGAACGCGGAGCUGCGGCACAAGCAGAACGUGCUGCAGGCUCAGCUGACAAGUGUCGUGGAGAGGAAGGCCGACAUGGAGGCCGAUCUGAAGGAGAAAACCAAAGACAUAGAAAACCUUCAGGCUCAGUUGGACAGAAGCAGAAGCAGCAGCAGCCCAUCUAGUCCAAGUCAAACAGCGCACGAGUCGACAAGAAAGUCACCAGGUGAUCAGAAGGAAUCCGAUCAGCCGUGCUUCACCAAGAAGGAGGUGCGCGACAUCAUCUUUGAGAGGAACGAGCUUAAAACCAACCUGUUCCUGGUGCAGGAGGAGCUCAACUACUAUCAGAGGGAAAUCCUAAAUGAAGAGCGGUGUCCGGGUUUCCUCUUGGAGGCCGUCCGCUCAGCCAUCAGAAAGAGAAGAAAACUAAUUAAGGCCAAGAUGCUCGGCAUUUCUGUCCAUGAAUGCAGCAGCAGUGACGAGGAGGACAGGAGUUCUCUGUAUGGACAAACAGAAGUAGACGGCCCUCAAGUGGACAUCACUGACAAACCAGCAGAGUCACGCAUUCAGCAUCUCUUUGGCUUCCUGACGCGGUCUGGCAGUUUCCGGAGCCCCGCCCACAUGACCAACUCCGCCUCCACCUGGGAGAUCAUCGGAGACUCGGAGGCCACAGAUGAGACGGAGCAACAACCAUCUCCCUGAACUGGCACUGACUCAAGACCAUUUGGUUUUGGAAACCGAUUUCUCUUGUCAGUCACAACAUCUCUCUCAGCUGAGUCGUAGCUCAGUAAGGGUCAGGAGGUCAGUGGGUCAGUCCAAAGGUCAGGAGGUCGUCUGAGUGCAGCCCCAGUGUAAAUGACACAAAAGCACUGUGUGAGUGUGAGACAAGAAUGUAUGAAUGUUUAAACCCUUCAGCUUUAUUUUAACUUUCAGUUCCCAUUCUUUUUUUUUUUAAAUAUAUUUUCAGUAGAAAUGGAAAAUAAGAGGAACAGUGUUUCACUACUGUACAAAAACAGUGCUGAGGGACACAAGACAAAAGAUUCUUCCUUUUGUUUGAUUUAAGUAUUAAUAGAGAAAUUAUAUUUUUCCUCAUUGUUUUUUUUGUUGUUGGUCAUUUUUAUAUAAUGAAAAUAUGAAUUUAGGUGUAGAUAUUUAUAGAGCCAUUUUAAACCAAAAAUCCAAAGACAUCACAAAUACAGUAUGUAUGUUUUAAAACUGAACAUUAUAUUAAGUUAACCUCUUACCCACUAGAGGGCAUUGUUUCAUUUGACAAAUACUAUUUGAAGUGCAAAGUUGUUGUAAUUCAUUGUACCAGACUCUUCCAGCGGUGAGUGUAUUUUAAUAAAUUAAGCCUUAAAUGUGUUCAAACACAGCAUAUUUUCUUAACUUUUUAAUCAUCAGUCAUUUCACUGCUCUAAAGUGUUUGGCUGCGGUGUGUUUGAGGACUGCUGUUCCAGCCUCUGCUGAGUGGUCAGUUCACUUGUGAAGGAAGUCGUGCGCUUCCUUGUGGAAGCGAGAGCAGGCGUGGGGAUUUUCUCUUCUCCAACAUCAACUGACGUGAAACAUCUGAACAUUGUUUUGUGACGUCUGACCAGAGCAGCACUCACGCUGACCACUGCUAUUGUGUUUGCUAAGAGACGGUGACCUUCAAAUCAGACCGUGUCUUGUUUGCAGUAUAUUUUUGUAAGCAUGUUCGUAGUGAAACGCUUAUGCUCACAAAAGCAUGUUCAAUUUCUCAAUUGCCAUCGGAGUGUACUUUAUUGAAAAAGGUGACAAAAACAAGUCCACAUGUGUAUUUUUGCGUCAAAAUUUAAUAAAAUCCUUUCAACACAGA
Molecule: messenger RNA, 2827 nt
Organism: Solea senegalensis (Senegalese sole)
Lineage: Eukaryota; Metazoa; Chordata; Actinopteri; Pleuronectiformes; Soleidae
Product: Rab interacting lysosomal protein
Exons: 8
Coding region: 394-1695 (433 amino acids)
Biological process (GO): cilium assembly
Cellular component (GO): ciliary basal body; cytoplasm
Molecular function (GO): protein dimerization activity
Source: RefSeq, a predicted model, not a curated record